GUGACGUCAUUUAUCAUGGCCGCGACCAGCAGUUAAAAAUCCUGCUUUAAUAAAUACUUUAACGCUUGGAUUAAAUUGCUUAUGUAUGACUGCAUGGUUAGGUAUUUUUAACUGCUAGCGGAUCCCCUAAAGUACAUGGAAGCAAAACAUUUCCUCGGUGUUAUCUAGUAAUAUAACAAUAGUGUAGAGAAAAGAUGUCUCGUCACGAAGGCGUGAGUUGUGACUCGUGUUUAAAAGGCAAUUUCCGAGGCCGUAGGUACAAAUGUCUUGUCUGCUACGACUACGACCUUUGUGAUACUUGCUACGAAGCAGGGGCAACAACUAGUCAUCACUUGAUUCACCAUCCCAUGCAGUGCAUAGUCACCAGAAGUGACUUUGAGCUGUACUAUGGUGGGGAGACUUUGCUUGAGCAGCCACAAUCUUUCACUUGUCCCUUCUGCUCGCGGAUGGGAUUUACAGAAGCUGCCUUGCAAGAUCACGUCACAUCGGAGCAUCCAGAGACAACCACCGAUGUCGUGUGCCCAGUUUGUGCGUCGCUGCCGGGCGGGGAGCCUAACCAUGUUACUGAUGACUUUGCCGCUCAUUUAGCCUUGGAACACAGAGCUCCCAGAGAUCUGAUUUCGUUCCAGGAUGAACCAGCCAGCUCUCGACAUGUGCGUCGGAUACCACAUCCAGGUCGUGGAGUCACGACCACCAGGGCGCGUCGUUCUAACAUGCACUUCGGUAAUUCUUCUGGUAUCUCGAUACUAUCGCCUGGCAACAGAGAUGCCAUGGAUCCUAUUGCUGAGCUGCUUUCACAGUUGUCUGGUGUGAGGCGCAGCUCAGGUCUGGGGGCGGGGACUGGUGGGUCUGCUGGUACUGGUACAGCUCAGCAGAACAACACUAGUUCCCAGCUACAGCAACUACAAGUUCAACUCCAGCUAGAAAGACAACAGGCUCAGAUGGCGAGACAACAUUUAGAGAGGUUACCUAGAAGACAAGCUUCAACGAAUAGCAGCAGUGCUUCAACCUACACGCUAAACAGUGUCGCUCUAGACUCGACUACCAGUGAACGACAGUCGUCAACAAGCUCCCAGUAUCUGUUAGUAAGGCAUAGUGAACCUACCUUGUCGGAUGCUGACCAGGCUGCACUGGAAGUCGAGAGAGCUGAUCAUAGCCAAUUUGUACAAGAGCUGCUUCUUUCUGCACUAGCAAGCAACUUGGUGCUGGAUGAUGACUUUGCCGAAUUUGGGGAGGGACUGGCAGACGUCGGACAACACGGUCCAUCUACGACAGCAGGUGGCUUCGCUGUCCCGCCCCAGGCAAGCGGCUCGAAGCCGGUACCGCCCAAGCGGCACGUGCGACCUCCACUACAGCCACGACCCGACAUGGCGCGGAUACCCGGCGGGAGCUUGACCCCGCCUGGCUCGUCCGGCGGCGGCGGCGGCGCGCGCGUCCCGAGCAUCCCCAUCAUGAUGCGCGAUGCGGCGCGGUCCCGCCCCGCCAGCCACCAGCCCGACCUGUCACGGCCCAGCGCGCCCUGUCCCGUGGGGGGACAGACGGCGAAUCAGAGCCCGGAGUUGGCGCGACCGAACGGCACUCGCGCGUCUGCGCAGGCGUCGCAGGAGCGGCAGAACGUGAGGAUGAGCGGAGGCGUCGGCGGACAGGCGAGUCAGGACGUGAGAGCGCAGGGAAGCAUGCUGAGGCGCAGCGCCCCGCGGCCGUCCCCCAGUGACCCCAGGAGGAGGGACAGGGAGCCACCGCCUGCGCCGGGCACCCGCAAGUAAUCGGUAGACUGUGAUGUCGCGACGCAGUCCGGGAGACAGAGCUGUACAAGGUGGUGUGUGCGAUGUUGGCUGCUAAUGGUCUAAUUGAAUUUAUAGUACUUGCAGUUGCAUGAGAACAGCUUUCCCCCACUUCUAGGGUUAUUGUUAUGGGGUGUAAAAUCAGCAUUAUUUUAAUUUCUAAAACGAUGUAAAGACAAGCAUAUCUAAGUAUGGCGUUAAUUUGGAUCAGUAUAUUUAUAUAUAUAUAUAUAUAUAUAUAUGCGUGUAUAACGUAGCACUAGCACAGUGAGUAUGCCUACCGAUAGCAAGCAAGGUAAAUUCUGUUGGAUUUUGUUCAAAUAGCUUUGGCAGCAUUCAGUUGACAGUGAUCAUAGUGUCUGAGCGAAACUUGUAAGAGAAUUUUAUGAGACUACAGGUUGCAGCUGAUUCUGUGCUCAGUAAUAUACUUGAGCUAGUGUGGAGUUCUGCGAAUGAUAUUACGUGUGAGCAAGGUUUGAAAUAUUGGAAGGCGACAGCUGUGGCUUUGGCUACCUACAGACUGUCCACAUAUAUAGAAUCACCGGCUCACUUUUGGGAAAAGGUAGUGCUGCAAAUUCUGUUUGGUGUUUUUUCAAAGUUUAUUUCGGAGGCGAGUAAUUAAACCGAGUUUGUUGUGUAAAUAGAGCGAGCAAGCACGGGUCAUUCGAAGUUGGGAGUUUGUAUUGUGGGUGUCACACAGAGAUAGACGAAGGAAAGCUCGGAGGGCUGGGGGCCCGGCCAUGUUGCAUUUUGUUGGAAGCGAGAAUUUGCACCAAAUUAUAUUCUGGUUGUAAUCCAUGUAAGAGAGUUGUUUGUCUUGUAAUAACACAAGCUUGCCAGUCAGAAUGCGGGCAUGGCAGAAUGGCAACGACCUAGCAAGAAGGUGUAUGUCCACCAGUUAGAGUGCAGUAAACCAGAACCUUUCACUUCUUUACUCACGUAAAAUUAACUAUGUAUUAGAUUAUUAUUUUUGCCUAGCCUCAAAGUAAUGCGUUAAUUUUUAAUAAAACAAAUGCGACUGGUUGAAAAAAAUUCACUCGAUUCCGAGUGUGAUUCUGUCAGGUGAUUCAGUUCUAUCGUAUUACAAGACAGUGCUUUAAGAAUAUUAGGUGAGAUUGCUCACAUGUUGCUUUUGAUCCGUAAUAAAAGGAAUGUAUUUAUUAUUACAGCAAA
Molecule: messenger RNA, 2957 nt
Organism: Priapulus caudatus
Lineage: Eukaryota; Metazoa; Priapulida; Priapulimorpha; Priapulimorphida; Priapulidae
Product: E3 ubiquitin-protein ligase KCMF1-like
Exons: 9
Coding region: 195-1766 (523 amino acids)
Biological process (GO): synaptic signaling
Cellular component (GO): plasma membrane
Molecular function (GO): zinc ion binding
Source: RefSeq, a predicted model, not a curated record